This is a messenger RNA of Musa acuminata subsp. malaccensis (wild Malaysian banana), 2228 nucleotides long. RefSeq names its product hexosyltransferase GAUT11. Gene Ontology annotation, molecular function: polygalacturonate 4-alpha-galacturonosyltransferase activity. NCBI's taxonomy places the organism in Eukaryota, Viridiplantae, Streptophyta, Magnoliopsida, Zingiberales, Musaceae. The record is from RefSeq and is a predicted model, not a curated record.
CUCACUUCCUCUCCGCUGCUCUCACCAAAAGAACCUCCACGUUCCGAUCUUUGAGUCCGUCUUUCUCCAUCGAUUCCGAGUGUUUGGAUCUUCGUAUCGUGGUUGGAGGUUUUGAGUCUGCCGCCCAAUCCAGUUCCAAUCGGUGAUCCGUUGAGGCUCAAUCCGAGGGACGAAUUUUGGUCGGCGCAAAGGAGCCGGUUUUAUUGUUGUUCUUGUUGUUUGAUCGCGUACGCAUGCGGCGGAGGGCGCCCGAGUUCCGGCGCCCGGGCCAGAGGCGGCUCUCGUACUGGAUCUGCUCGCUUCUUGGGAUCUCGAUUGCCGCUGGGUUCGUUCUCUUCUUCUUUCAGCACCGUCAUCAGGACCGAUUCAGGCCGCCCGUAAGGAAAAAGAUUCCAACUGAUGGGAAUAACUCUCAUGGAACAAUAUAUCUCAUGCAAGAACUGUUAAACAGUUCUUCAUUUUCCAGGCAACUUGCAGAUCAGCUGACACUAGCCAAGGCUUAUAUAAUCAUAGCCAAGGAGCAUAACAACCUUCAGCUUGCUUGGGAGCUUAGAUCACAGAUACGUAAUGGUCAAAGAUUGCUCUCUCAGGCAGCUGUGAGGGGAAAACCAAUCACCCUAGAAGAAGCACAUCAUAUAGUCAGUGAACUAGCACAGCUCAUAUACAAGGCCCAAGAUUUCCAUUAUGACAUUGCUACUACAAUAGCAAAACUAAAGAGCCACACCCUUGCCCUUGAAGAGCAUGCAAAUGCAGCAACUGUGCAGAGUGCAAAAUUUGGUGAACUGGCUGCAAAAGCCAUGCCCAAAAAUCUCCACUGUUUUAACAUAAAGCUCACAGAGGAGUGGUAUAAAAAUCCAUCUCUAAGAAAACUGUCAGAAGAGGGCAGGAACUCACCUCGACUUGUUGACAACAGCCUAUAUCAUUUAUAUAUAUUCUCUGAUAAUGUGCUGGCAACAUCUGUUGUUGUGAAUUCCACGGCCUCUAAUGCUGAUCAUCCUCAGCAGCUUGUGUUUCAUGUGGUCACAGACAAGGUCAAUUACUGGGCUAUGACUACUUGGUUUCUUAGGAACGAUUUUAGAGGAUGCACAGUCAAAGUUCUGAGCAUAGAAGAGUUAUCUUGGUUGAAUGCCUCAUCCUCUCCAUUGAUCAAACGGCUAGUGCAUUCCGAAACAUGGGCUUAUAACAUUGCUGGUAGUUCAAAAGAUCAGAGUUGGGAAACAAAGUUGAAGGACCCUAAUUUUGCUUCCUUGCUGAAUCACUUACGCUUCUACAUCCCACAGAUACAGCCCCAAUUGGAAAAGGUAGUGUUCCUUGAUGAUGAUGUUGUGGUACAGAAGGAUCUAACCCCUUUGUUCUCAGUGGAAUUGCACGGGAAUGUUAUUGGAGCUGUGGAGACCUGUCUAGAAGCAUUCCAUAGGUUCUACAAGUAUCUCAACUUCUCUAAUCCAGUCAUUAGCUCAAGAUUUGAUCCACAAGCAUGUGGAUGGGCUUUUGGGAUGAACAUUUUUGAUCUAGUAGCAUGGAAGAAGGAAAAUAUUACUGACAAAUAUCACUACUGGCAGGAACAAAAUGCUGAUCAGAUGCUCUGGAAGACAGGCACUCUUGCUCCUGGCCUUCUGGCGUUUUAUGGGGUGAUGGAACCCCUUGAUCGGAGAUGGCAUGUACUUGGAUUGGGUUAUGAUUCUGAUAUUGAUGAUAGGUUAAUUAAGAGUGCUGCUGUUGUGCACUUUAAUGGGAAGAUGAAGCCAUGGCUUAAACUAGCUAUAAGCAGGCUUUGUUCCUACAGAAUAAGAUCUGCAAAUGCUGCUCCAAACAUUUUCGUAUCGCCACAAUUAUCCAUGAGAAAAGGUGAUGUUGUGCUAAUAGCACUCGGUGAGAAUGGUUGGUUGCCAUUACCUGCACCUCAUGAAGGGUUUAUCUAGUCACUUUUCCUGGGCCAAUUCAUUGCCUGAUGAAGCUUUCUAUGUUAUGGACAUCAGUUGAAAUAGCUACUGGUCAAAUGAAAGGGACAAAUAAUGAUGUUCAUGCAACCAGUUGAUUAUGAAGCAGCAGUUACUGCAAGAUAAACUCCCUCAUGAGUACUCACAUCACCUGAAUCAUGAUGUGCUGCAUUUGAUUCAAAUGUUUAGGUUGUUGUCACAAAAGAUAAAUGGAUUGUGUCACUAUCAAAUUCCUCCGGAAGAUCUAUGACAGAAAUACUGUGUUGAAUUCAAAUACAAUUUUUUUUU